AACUUCAAAGGCAUAGACGAUCUUUGCAGGUCCGGGUAAAGGUGGGGCGCUGAUUCUGAUGAACAACUUGGAAAAGUUUUGUGAAGCGGCUUUCUGUGUGAACGGGAAGAAACGGUCAGCAGGCUGAGGUGUAGCAGGAACACAGGAACCUUUGGAGUCAACAGGAGCUAAGAUCUGGACCUAGAACUGAACCAUCGCUGGGCUUCUUUAAGGAGUGUUUCUCAUUCUGGUGGACCCGCCAAGGCCCGGCCCGGACCUGUGAGCCUCUGGACCUAAGCAGACCAGAGCCAUGGCCUCUGGUAAGAACAAGAACCAGACCUCCCUGGUCCUCCAUAAGGUGAUCAUGGUGGGCAGCGGCGGUGUGGGGAAGUCUGCACUGACCCUGCAGUUCAUGUACGACGAGUUUGUGGAGGACUACGAACCCACGAAGGCUGACAGCUACAGGAAGAAGGUGGUUCUGGACGGCGAGGAUGUCCAGAUUGACAUCUUGGACACGGCGGGUCAGGAGGACUAUGCCGCCAUCAGAGACAACUACUUCCGCAGCGGCGAGGGCUUCCUGCUGGUCUUCUCCAUCACGGAGCACGAGUCCUUCACGGCCACGGCCGAGUUCAG
Messenger RNA from Austrofundulus limnaeus, 612 nucleotides. Its product is annotated as ras-related protein ralB-A. Gene Ontology annotation, cellular component: membrane. Gene Ontology annotation, molecular function: GTP binding; GTPase activity. The record is from RefSeq and is a predicted model, not a curated record. Gene Ontology annotation, biological process: signal transduction. Lineage: Eukaryota; Metazoa; Chordata; Actinopteri; Cyprinodontiformes; Rivulidae.